Molecule: messenger RNA, 1232 nt
Organism: Magallana angulata
Lineage: Eukaryota; Metazoa; Mollusca; Bivalvia; Ostreida; Ostreidae
Product: target of rapamycin complex subunit lst8-like
Exons: 9
Coding region: 94-1047 (317 amino acids)
Biological process (GO): TOR signaling; regulation of actin cytoskeleton organization
Cellular component (GO): TORC1 complex; TORC2 complex
Molecular function (GO): protein binding
Source: RefSeq, a predicted model, not a curated record
AAAACUAUAAUUUUAACUUCCGCUGUAAACAGAGCACGUUUGCACGGGGUGCUUCGGUUACAAUGAUGUGAUUUUCAACUCUACUGACACAGAAUGAGUGGAUCCAAGGGCGGUAACGACCCUGUUAUUUUGGCAACAGCCGGGUAUGAUCACACGAUACGGUUCUGGCAGGCCCACACAGGGAUAUGUUACAGGACCGUCCAACACCCGGACUCUCAGGUGAAUGCUUUGGAGAUCACCCCUGAUAAGCAGAUGAUAGCAGCUGCAGGGUAUCAGCACAUCCGUAUGUAUGACUUGAAUUCCGACAACCCCAACCCUGUGGUAAAUUAUGACGGAAUCCAGAAAAAUGUGACCAGUGUUGGUUUCCAUGAGGAGGGAAAAUGGAUGUACACUGGGGGAGAGGACAACACAGUGAGAAUCUGGGACCUCAGAACAAGGAGUUUGCAAUGCCAAAGAAUAUUCCAAGCUAAUGCCCCUGUAAACUGUGUAUGUUUACAUCCAAAUCAGGGAGAAAUAUUUGUUGGUGAUCAAAAUGGAAAAAUCCACAUAUGGGACCUAAAGAAAGACAGCAGUGAACAUUUGACCCCAGAGAAAGAUACCUCCAUUCAGUCCAUCAGCAUUGACCCGAUGGGAACGAUGAUGUCUGCCAUCAACAACAAGGGAACUUGUUAUAUAUGGACUCUCUCCGGAGGCCGUGGAACAGAUCCUGUUAAAGUCCACUUAAAAAAGACCUUUGAGGCGCAUUCCAAAUAUGGCAUUAAAUGUCUGUUCAGUCCAGACUCCACGUUAUUGGCCACCACAUCUGCCGACCAGACCUGUAAAAUCUGGCGGACAGCCGACCAUACACUGAUGACGGAACUAAAGGAGAACACACAGAGAUGGGUGUGGGACUGUGCCUUCAGUGGGGACUCCCAGUACAUCAUUACAGCUUCAUCAGAUAACAUGGCCCGCCUGUGGUCUGUCGAGACAGGGGAUGUGAAGAAAGAGUACAGUGGCCAUCAAAAGGCUGUGGUCUGUCUGGCCUUUAGGGACGAGUUUGUGCAAUGAUGGCCAAUAACGGGCUAACUGGACUCUGAUAUAUACCGCUUGUCUGACAUGAUUUGGGUGUUCGCCAGUACUGUGGAUCCUUGGCCUCCUUGUUGUUGAAUGCUUGUUGGAAGAAUUUUGUUGCGAGAAAGUUUUUGUAUGGUCUUUUGUUAAAUCUUGCUAAUAAAAAUGAUAGAGUGCAUGUA